GCUGCACCAACAUUUCUUUUGAUGAUUGGUGAUGGACAAUCGGUAAAGAGAUUGUGCAUUUGUAUCUUUGAUCACAUAAGAAAGCCUAAAGAUAACUGCACUGUGGGCUUCUAGGGUUUCUGGUCUUCACUGUUGGUGGUGGGACUGGUUCUGGCCGUGGACCUCUAUUAUCUACUCAAGCCUUACAACAGUGAUUUAAUUUGCAAGAUAUUUUAUUUAUUUAUUUUUAAAUCUUAUCAAAUUCAGGAGUACAGUUGUCAUUUCAUACGCAUUUUUCACAUACAUCCAUGACCACUUAUUACCGUAGUUAAUGUAGUAAAUGCUGACGGUGUGAGAUGAUCAAACAUAGUCAGGCCCACAUGGACUUUUCGUAAUUUCUUUUACUCCUUUACCUGGCCCACAUGGACUUCAGUGCCCACAAAUGUGGAUGUUUCUAAUGUGGCUAUUUCCAAUAUUGUUCUGAUGAUGGCCAAGACAUAGUCACCAUUUCUUGGGUGAGAUUGGCAAUGGAUAUCUUUCCUUUCAUCAUCUUUUACUCACUAAUCUCAUUCUCCGUCUUAGAAUUCUCCACUGCAGCUGAUACUUUAACUCCAUAUCAAUCAAUCACCAUUGGUGAGAGUUUAGUAUCCUCAGGCCAAAGCUUCGAACUGGGCUUCUUUUCUCCCAGUGGUUCCAAGAACCUCCUGUUCUUGGGAAUAUGGUACUACAAAAUUUCUCCACAAACUGUGGUGUGGGUAGCAAACAGGGAAAACCCAAUUACAGAUUCAUAUGGAAAUUUAACUAUCAGCAACGACGGAAAUCUCGUGCUAUUCAAUGCCACAAAGGAUGUCAACUGGUCCUCAAAUUCUUCAACAACUGUGCAAAGUUCAUCCGUUGCACAGCUACUAAAUUCUGGAAACCUUGUCCUCAAAAAGAAGAGUACUGAUGCUGAUACAGAAAGUAGCUACAUAUGGCAAAGCUUUGAUUUCCCAUCAGACACACUUUUACCUGGCAUGAAGCUCGGAUGGAACUUAAAGACCGGCCUAAAUAGAUACUUGACAUCAUGGAGAGAUGCCACUGACCCAUCUCCUGGAGACUUUACUUAUGGAGUUGAAAUUACUGGGAUUCCUCAGGUUGUUCUUUGGAAGGGAUCAUCAGAGAAGAUGUUCCGCUCUGGGCCAUGGAAUGGAGUUCGAUUUAGUGGUACUGGUUGGCGGUCAAGCACGGUUUUUAAACAUAGUUUUAUAUUCAAUGCAGAUGAGGUGUAUUAUAUUUACGAGUCUAGCAAUGACUCGUAUUUUACAAGACUUACACUGAAUCAAACUGGUAUUGUUCAACGCUUCAUCCUGAAUGAAGGGAGCUCUGAAUGGGCUAUUAUGUAUACAGUACAGAACGAUCCUUGUGAUGGUUAUGGACACUGUGGUGCCAACGGUAUUUGCAGAAUUAACAAUAGGCCAAUAUGUGAGUGCUUGGAGGGGUUCAUUCCAAAAUCACAGGAAGAAUGGGAUCAGCUUGAUUGGUCCAGCGGAUGCGUGAGGAGGACAUCACUGGAUUGCCACAACGGGGAUGGAUUUUUGAAACUCAAAAAUGUGAAAUUGCCAGACCUGUUAGAGUUUUGGCUGAAGGAGAGUCUGAACCUUAAGGAGUGUAAGGCAGAGUGCUUGAAGAAUUGUUCUUGUACAGCUUAUGCUAAUUCAGAUAUCAGGGGAGGAGGGAGUGGCUGUUUGAUGUGGUUUGACAAUUUAGUUGAUAUUCGAGAGUUCAGUGACAGAAAUGGCGACCAAGAUAUCUACAUUCGAAUGCCAGCUUCGGAACUCAAGCAUAAUCAGAAGGAGAAGACACUGGUGCUGAUUGUAGUGGUAUCAACAGUUUCUGGGGUGGUUGUCCUCAGCUUGUUAACUUGGUGUAUAAUUAAGACGAGGAGAAAGAAAAUAGGUAUGAAAACUAAGAAUGAAGACAUUGAGUUACCAUUUUUUGAUCUGGCCACUAUUGCAAAUGCCACUAAGAACUUCUCUUCCACAAAUAUGAUCGGAGAGGGUGGUUUUGGUCCUGUUUAUAAGGGUAUACUAACAAGUGGACAAGAAAUAGCAGUCAAGAGGCUUUUGAAUAAUUCUGGACAAGGUGUACAAGAAUUCAAAAAUGAAGUUAUUUUGAUUUCCAGACUUCAACACCGGAAUCUGGUUAGGCUAUUGGGCAGUUGCAUUGAAGGAGAAGAGAGGAUGCUAGUAUAUGAGUACAUGAGGAACAAAAGCUUGGAUUAUUUCAUUUUUGAUAAGAAUAGAAGACUAGAGCUUGCAUGGGAAAAGCGAUUUGAAAUUUGCAUUGGCAUAUCAAGGGGACUUCUCUAUCUUCACCAGGACUCAAGAUUAAGAAUCAUUCAUAGGGAUCUCAAAGCCAGCAACAUUUUACUAGAUGAUGAGCUAAGCCCCAAAAUUUCAGACUUUGGGAUAGCAAGAAGUUUUGGGAGAGAUGAAAUUGAAGCCAAAACAAAGCGAGUAAUUGGAACAUAUGGUUACAUGUCGCCGGAGUAUGCCAUUGAUGGAAAAUUUUCAGUAAAAUCUGAUGUAUUUAGUUUAGGUGUGCUUUUACUGGAGAUAGUGAGUGGCAAGAGGAACAGGAGAUUUCAUCAUCCUGAUCACUAUCAUUCGCUUUUGGGACAUGCUUGGUUGCUGUGGAAUGAACAAAAAGCCCUGGAACUAGUGGAUACAUGUUUGGAAAAUUCAUACAUUGAAUCUCAAGUACUAAGAUGUAUUCAAGUGGGACUACUAUGUGUUCAGAAAUUGCCCAAAGACAGACCAACAAUGUCAUCAAUUGUUUUCAUGUUGGGUAAUGAAGGUGUAGCAUUGCUUCAACCCAAACAACCUGGUUUCUUUGUAGAAAGAAGUUCCAUUGAUGCAGAGACAUCAACAGGUGAGAGUUGUCAUACUGAAAAUGAAUUGACAGUAACAACAAUGGAAGCCAGAUAGAAGGUUUUUUUUUUUUUUUUUUGCCAGAUAGAAUUUGUGACUAUUACAUAUUGGUGUACAAGAAGGGGAAAAAGAAGAAGAAAGAUUGUAAUGUAUGUAUAUGGAAUAUUUUAUUUUUGAAAUCACAUUCUUGUGAGAAGAGGGUUGACAUAUUCUCAUUUUUAAUUUUAUUUUUUUUUUAUUGGAGAGAUUACUUUGCCAUUUCACAUUAAAUUAAAUAUACAUAUACAAUUAGAGGAAUUAUUUAUUGGGAAAAUUACAUAUAAAUGGAGUUAAAGUUCCAUAUUUACUUAGAGGCUGAGUCAAAGUUCCAUAUUUCUCUAAAAUGGAUUGCUGAGGUGGCACAUGGUUUUUUACUGUUUAGAAAUUGUGAUGCCUAAAAUACCCUUCCGCGAAGGUACUACUUUUUCUUCGAAGGUACUACUUUUUUGAACUGAAGGUACUACUUUUUGGCGUCCAGGUACCAUGUUUUUUAAACACUCGCGAAGGUACUACUUUUUCUCCGAAGGUACUACUUUUUUGAACUGAAGGUACUACUUUUUUGAACUGAAGGUACUACUUUUUUAUUAGGGAAGGGCAUUUUAGGCACCACAAUUUUUUAAACAGUAAAAAAUCAUGUACCACCUCAGCAAUCCAUUUUAGAGAAAUAUGAAACUUUGACUCAGU
Molecule: messenger RNA, 3611 nt
Organism: Cornus florida
Lineage: Eukaryota; Viridiplantae; Streptophyta; Magnoliopsida; Cornales; Cornaceae
Product: G-type lectin S-receptor-like serine/threonine-protein kinase At4g27290
Exons: 7
Coding region: 507-2945 (812 amino acids)
Biological process (GO): protein phosphorylation; recognition of pollen
Molecular function (GO): protein serine/threonine kinase activity; ATP binding
Source: RefSeq, a predicted model, not a curated record